Molecule: messenger RNA, 672 nt
Organism: Dicrocoelium dendriticum
Lineage: Eukaryota; Metazoa; Platyhelminthes; Trematoda; Plagiorchiida; Dicrocoeliidae
Source: the annotation of a GenBank genome assembly
AAGUCGCUGUUCCAACUCAAUUUGGCAGACCCGCGCAAUUACGACGGUCGUCCGCCGUUUGGCUUGACAAAAUCUCUUGGAAAGGAACACCAGGACUAUCACAACUGUCAGGCCUGUGCCAGUGGGAUAUUUCAUCCCACAGACUCGACCUCUUCAUGUUCUGUUCCCAAUUACACCCCAUCUAACGAGUCACCGUAUCAGCAUACUGCUGCAUCAAACAGGCUCGCGGAUUCCGCCGUGUUCUCUUCCGCUGAUGCUGUCGCGUACGGAGAUAGCACAUCUGGUUGUGGCUCACCUCAGACUCCGACCGGUGAUCAUCCCGUUGCCCGACCGCGACAUCAGCGAUUAAAACGCACCAAAAGUACAGCGGACGCCAAGCAGUGCAAAACUAGAACCGAAUAUGAAGACUCACCCCAACCAGCACAACAAGCAGAGCUAACUGAACACACUACCAGCAUCCAGUCUGACAGACGACCGAUCAACCGAUGGAGUGCUCUGAGUCGACUACCGAUCACCACAGAGGUAAUGUUGGAUAGGACACCUCAAGGUUUUGGAUUCAGCAUUGCUGGGGGACGCAGCGAUUCUGGAAGUGGGUCAACUCCCGGAUCGGAAAUUGUGGUGACCAAAAUCAGCCCAGGCGGAGCUGCGGAAUGUGAAGGCAGUCUACAGUAA